AUGGAUUCCAUUGGAAUACAGGACUACGUGGAAUGUUUGUCUACGUUUAUCCAAUCCUUGUCUCCGGCACAAACUCGAAUACAGCAACGGAAGGUUUUCAUACCCACUGAACUCCUAACUUGUUCGCACGUCUUUAUUCGAGCUGAUGCGAUACGUAAACCGUUACAACAGCCUUACGAAGGAACUUUUCGAGUUACUUCGCGUCACGAAAAGGUCUUCAAGGUUGGUCGACAUGGUCGCGUCGAUACCAUUAACAUCGAACGGCUCAAGGCAGCAUAUGUCGACGAUGACAUAGUGUACGCCAGUUUGAGACUCGAUGUUAUUCCUUACGGCUGA
Molecule: messenger RNA, 336 nt
Organism: Echinostoma caproni
Lineage: Eukaryota; Metazoa; Platyhelminthes; Trematoda; Plagiorchiida; Echinostomatidae
Source: the annotation of a GenBank genome assembly